Micropterus salmoides (largemouth bass) is the source of this 1232-nucleotide messenger RNA. Its product is annotated as C-type lectin domain family 4 member C-like. The coding region runs from base 222 to 995 and encodes 257 amino acids. NCBI's taxonomy places the organism in Eukaryota, Metazoa, Chordata, Actinopteri, Centrarchiformes, Centrarchidae. The record is from RefSeq and is a predicted model, not a curated record. The transcript has 6 exons.
AAACAGAGAGACAGAGAAACCUUGGCAGAAAACACAGACAGCAGCAUUAGAAUAAAGCACACAAGUUGCAUAUUCAGGAUUUUGAAUUACAAACUAAGAUAUCAAAAAUCUAUUUAGCAAAGCAGCUCAUGUUAGAGCACUGGACUGAGUGGGGUGUAAUAUAGAGUAAAUUCAGACUUUUGAAAAGCUGCAGGGACCUUUUGCUUGUCUCAGGCAUCAAAAUGUCGUCCAACAUUUAUGAAGACCCAAAUUUGACUAUGAAUGUGAGAUACUGCAAAGGAGAAAGAGAGGACAGAGGACAGAGAGUGGAGAGACUGGUCGACAUUUACGAGGGUAUGGACACUUUUACAAACCAUCAAGUUGAUCUUUUGACACAGGAUGGAGGAGCUAACACUCAAAAUCAUCUUCCAGCUGUCCAAAGAAACCCUUUUAGAGCUGUGGCACUGGUUCUGGGUCUACUGUGUCUCCUGCUAGUGGUAGGAGUCACUAUCCUGUCCAGACUCUGUGAGGAAUUUAUCUAUAUUUCAACCGUUUUGGAAAACAACCAGGAUGCAAGCAAUAAGACCCGUUAUGAAAACAGGUACUGUCUGGUAGAGGAGAAAAAAACACAAACACAGCGGAACAGUACAGUAUGGACGAGAUUUCGAUGCAGUUGUUACUACAAAUCUACUGAGAUGAAAAACUGGACAGCCAGUAGGACAGACUGUCAGAAGAGAGGAGCAGAUCUGGUGAUAAUAAACACCAGAGAGGAACAGGAUUUUGUCAGAGAGCUGAGUAAACAUGGAGCUUCCUGGAUCGGUCUGAAAUCAGUGAAAAACGGUUGGAACAACAAAUGGGAAUGGGUGGACGGAUCAACUCUGACAUAUACGGCCUGGCAGGCAGGUAUGAAAGUAAACGCUGUGAAUGGGUCCAAAGCAUAUAUUAAUCUGAAAGGAACAUGGGAAUACAUCAACACAGGAUCCAAUCAAUGGAUCUGUGAGAAACCAAUGUAUUGAGAGUUUCCUGGUGACCAUGGAGGCCAACAUGUGUAACUGUGAUGUAAUGGUUUCUAAUCUUUGUGUACAGCAUUUCUCCCUCUCUUUAUCAAUAGUUCUUGCUGCCCUCCCUUAAAAACAACAUAAUAAAAAGGCAACCAUGAGAAAAUCAACUGUAUUUCAUUACUCAGAAGUGCAAAAUGUAAAUCUACAAAAAGGCCAAAUCAAAAAAGGUUCAACCACUGUGGUGAAUGAAGG